AUGGGUAACCUCUCGGAUAGAGUCAUGAACAUGAAGUUCAUGCGGAAAUCAGAUGCUGAUAAAGAAGACAUUAACAAAGAAGAACAACAGAAGAAAAUCCAAGAUAUGUCUGAAUGGGUAUUACCGAAUUCUACUACGCUUAUAGCCAAAAAUCAGUCUUCAAAUGUUGUCCAAUCUAUAGGUUACGCUAGUAUAAAUUCUCUUUCGAUGGACGAGAAAGAUGAGCAAGCUAAUGAUACGCCAAUGCCGGCGAAUGUGGGAAGAAAAACUUGGGGAGAGCCAGUACCAAAAAAGAGUGAAGAAACAGAACUAGAGAUAACGAAAUUAAAAGAUUCUAUACCCAAGAAAAAGGUGUGUAUUUUUCUAGAAGCGUUCUAAGGUGAUAGCAUGUUACUAACAAUUUACAGGGAAGAAAUCCGAAGAAAGGUGACGGCAAAGGUGGAGAACAGAGCAAUGAGCCUGAACAGGAACCAGAAUUGGACACUAAAGAUUUCUUGGAGUCUCUAUGGAAGAAGAAUAAUACGCCUACAGAUAAAGGAUCUAAGAAAAGGAAGACCGACAAAAAGGAUGAUUAUGUUCCAGAUAUUAAGAAUAAACGGAAAAGAUUCACUAAUGUAUAA
Molecule: messenger RNA, 620 nt
Organism: Debaryomyces tyrocola
Lineage: Eukaryota; Fungi; Ascomycota; Pichiomycetes; Serinales; Debaryomycetaceae
Source: the annotation of a GenBank genome assembly